Molecule: messenger RNA, 918 nt
Organism: Phytophthora nicotianae INRA-310
Lineage: Eukaryota; Oomycota; Peronosporomycetes; Peronosporales; Peronosporaceae
Exons: 1
Coding region: 1-744 (247 amino acids)
Source: RefSeq, a predicted model, not a curated record
AUGGACAGCGUCCGCUCGCUCACGAAGCAGAGCCUUGUACCAGACCAGAUCUACAUCAAUAUUCCUGAAGGCCCCAUGAAGCGACAUCCAGAGCGCUCAUACGACGAGACAGAGAUCCCGUCCGAACUCGUGGGUCUCACACCGCUUGUUAAGGUGAAUCGCUGUGUGGAUGACGGUCCGGCCACGAAACUGCUGGGAACUUUACGACUGGAGCACAAUGCGUCUACACUGAUCAUCACGCUGGACGACGAUUUCGAGUAUCCACCGGAACUGGUGGCGUCGUUGGUGUGGGAAGCUGUCGCCAAGCCGGACGACGCUCUGGGCGUGUGUGGAUGGGGAAUGCUCCCUAUGUGGCACGAAGUGGGCGUCGUGCCCGCCUACGUGCCGUACUUCAUGCGUCCUAAUGGACGCUAUGUGGAUAUCUUGCAGGCAUGUUGUGGCAACGCGUAUCGGCGCGGAUUCUUCACGGACGUGGAUGCACUUGCAGACAUUCCGCCAGUCUGUGUGACGGUCGAUGACGUGUGGAUUGCUGGAUAUCUGCGAACAGUGGAGCAGCGACAUAGUGCACUAAUUAGCAAGAGGCUGGAUCCGUCGGAUCCGGCGUGGAAGAAGGAGGAGGCACGCUCUUCCGAGCGUCAGAUGACGCUCUCUAGUUUCAAUCAUGAACAUCAAGUACAUUACAAGUGCGUACAGGCAAUCGAGGAGAAGUUCCAGCGGCGGUGGACGCGCAACUUCGAAGAGUAACAUCUAGGAUAGGAUAAUCAUUGACACUAGCUCGAUAGGAUACAGGCAACCGGUAGUGUUUAGCCCCCCCGCCUGCAAACAUAGACAACUACUGCAUUCGGCAUAAACAGUAAAUCCAUUGACACAGGAAGACGUGUAGAUGAUAUCGGAUGGUCUUCCUGGACUUUGAGUCCC